Molecule: messenger RNA, 1017 nt
Organism: Sphenostylis stenocarpa
Lineage: Eukaryota; Viridiplantae; Streptophyta; Magnoliopsida; Fabales; Fabaceae
Source: the annotation of a GenBank genome assembly
AUGGAUUCUUCACAAGGGUCUACUAUUGCUGGUUUCGUGGACAAUGCAUCCAUUCAGAGGAAAGAGUCUACUUUUGAUGGCGUUCCUGUAUAUGCCAAGGAGCUAAUCGCCGGAGGCUUUGCUGGUGCGCUUUCUAAGACCACUGUUGCACCUCUCGAACGAGUCAAGAUACUUUGGCAGACAAGGACCCCAGGAUUUCAUUCUCUUGGGGUGUAUCAAUCUUUAAAUAAAUUAGUAAAGCGUGAAGGUUUUCAUGGAUUAUAUAAGGGAAAUGGAGCUAGUGUUAUCCGCAUUGUUCCAUAUGCAGCCUUGCAUUUUAUGACAUAUGAGCGCUACAAAAGUUGGAUCUUGAAUAAUUAUCCAGUGUUAGGUUCGGGUCCUUUUAUUGAUCUUUUAGCAGGCUCUGCUGCUGGGGGAACGUCAGUUUUAUGUACCUACCCCUUGGAUCUGGCUCGUACCAAACUUGCUUACCAGGUGGUGGACACAAGAGGAAGUAUCAAAGAUGGUAUGAGAGGACUUCAACCGACACAUAAUGGAAUUAAAGGUGUGCUCACAAGUGUCUAUAAGGAGGGGGGAAUUCGUGGACUUUAUAGGGGUGCAGGACCAACCCUUACUGGAAUUCUUCCAUAUGCUGGUUUAAAGUUCUACAUGUACGAGAAAUUGAAGACUAACGUUCCAGAAGAACAUCAAAAUUCCAUUAUGAUGCGUCUUUCUUGCGGAGCUCUAGCUGGAUUGUUUGGGCAGACUUUAACAUACCCUUUAGAUGUUGUCAAGAGACAGAUGCAGGUUGGCAGCCUGCAAAAUGCUACUCAUGACAAUGUCAGAUACAAAAAUACCGUUGAUGGACUUAGGACGAUUGUUCGUAAUCAAGGAUGGAGGCAGCUGUUUCAUGGCGUAAGCAUUAACUAUAUAAGGAUUGUUCCUUCAGCUGCAAUUAGUUUCACCACAUACGACAUGAUGAAGUCUUGGCUUGGCAUACCACCUCAACAAAAGUCUCGAUCAGUUUCGGGAGCAUGA